AUUUUGUCAGCCAUUUCCUACGCGGGUCCGCUGCCAGUCGGUGAGUUUGCAGUUCCAGGUGGAGGACGGUCCCAGCUGGCCUCGCCUUCUCCGGGUAAGGAUUAACUGCUGAUUGUGUUCUCCUGUGAGGACGGUGCUCAGGUGGAUGAAAGCCUGUCUAGGAGGCCUGUCAGAUCGGAAAACACCGCUUGGUCUCCCCGGACAGCAGCAGCAGCAGUAGCAGUCAUGGCUUUGAAGAUGGUUAAAGGGAGCAUCGAUCGGAUGUUCGACAAAAACCUUCAGGACUUAGUACGUGGCAUUAGGAACCACAAGGAAGACGAGGCCAAAUACAUCUCCACAUGCAUCGACGAGAUCAAGCAGGAACUCAAACAGGACAACAUUGCUGUCAAAGCCAAUGCAGUAUGCAAGCUCACCUACUUGCAGAUGCUUGGAUAUGAUGUCAGCUGGGCUGCGUUCAACAUUGUCGAGGUGAUGAGUUCUUCCAAAUUCACAUACAAGCGAAUUGGGUAUUUGGCUGCCUCACAAUGUUUUCAUGAAGGCACGGAUGUCAUCAUGCUGACCACAAAUCAGAUUCGCAAGGAUCUUAGCAGUCCAAAUCAAUAUGACACUGGCGUGGCUCUGACUGGCCUCUCCUGCUUUGUGACCCCUGACCUGGCUCGUGACCUGGCCAAUGACAUUAUGACUUUGAUGUCCCACACUAAGCCAUACAUCAGAAAGAAGGCAGUGCUUAUCAUGUAUAAAGUGUUCCUGAAGUACCCUGAGUCCCUGCGCCCUGCUUUUCCCCGUCUCAAGGAGAAACUGGAGGACCCUGACCCAGGAGUGCAGUCAGCAGCAGUUAAUGUCAUCUGUGAGUUGGCAAGAAGAAACCCCAAGAACUACCUGUCCUUGGCCCCCCUUUUCUUUAAAUUGAUGACCUCCUCCACUAACAACUGGGUCCUCAUCAAGAUCAUCAAACUGUUUGGUGCCCUCACACCUCUGGAGCCUCGUCUAGGAAAGAAGCUGAUUGAGCCCUUAACUAACCUCAUCCACAGUACCUCGGCCAUGUCACUGCUGUACGAGUGUGUAAACACCGUAAUAGCAGUGCUGAUUUCUCUGUCUUCUGGGAUGCCCAACCACAGCGCUAGCAUUCAGCUCUGUGUGCAGAAACUGCGAAUCCUGAUCGAAGACUCGGACCAGAACUUGAAGUACUUGGGUCUACUGGCUAUGUCCAAGAUCCUUAAGACACACCCGAAGUCUGUGCAGUCACACAAGGACCUGAUUCUGCAGUGUCUGGAUGACAAGGACGAGUCCAUUCGCCUGAGGGCUCUGGACCUUCUUUAUGGCAUGGUCUCUAAAAAGAACCUAAUGGAAAUUGUAAAGAAGUUGAUGCUGCAUGUAGAUAAGGCUGAAGGCACCACGUAUAGGGAUGAGCUGCUAACCAAGAUCAUCGACAUCUGCAGCCAGAGCAACUACCAGUACAUCACUAACUUUGAGUGGUAUAUUAGCAUUCUGGUGGAGCUAACACGGCUUGAGGGCACCCGGCAUGGUCAUCUCAUUGCCUCGCAGAUGCUGGAUGUGGCUAUCCGUGUGAAGGCCAUCCGAGUAUUCGCUGUGGCCCAGAUGGCAAUGCUGUUGGAUAACGCACACCUGCUGACAGGAAACAUGCAGCGUAAUGGUAUCUGUGAGGUUCUCUAUGCUGCCGCAUGGAUCUGUGGGGAGUUCUCAGAGCACCUUGAGGACCCAAUGCAGACACUGGAAGCCAUGUUGAGGCCCAAAGUGGCAACCCUGCCAGGCCAUAUCCAGGCUGUGUAUGUGCAGAAUGCUGCAAAGCUGUUUGCAACAUUACUGCAGAAACAUGAGGGGACAGAAGACAGUCAGGUUGCACAGGAGGCUAGCCAGCUGCUAAUAGAGAGACUGCCUCUGUUUGUUCAGAGUGCUAACCUGGAAGUGCAGGAAAGGGCAUCCUGCAUUCUACAGCUGGUGAAAUAUAUUCAGAAGCUACAGCAAAAGGAUGUAGAAGUUUCUGAGGAGGUAUCUGCCCUAUUUGCUGGGGAACUCAACCCUGUGGCUCCUAAAGCUCAGAAGAAAGUGCCUGUGCCUGAAGGACUAGACCUGGAUGCCUGGAUCAAUGAACCUCCAUCUGAGAGCGAGUCUGAGGAUGAGAAGCCCAAGACUUUAUUUGCUAAGGAAGAGGCAAAGCACUCUCGACCACGGCACACUGAAGUGGACGAGAAAGAGCUAGCACGGAGAAGGGAAGCCAGGAAACAGGAACAAGCCAACAACCCCUUCUACAUUAAAUCUUCUCCAUCCACUCAGAAGGUGUAUCAGGACAUGCCAGGUGUAGAGCACAUUCCAGUGGUACAGAUUGACCUCAGUGUGCCACUCAAAGUCCCAGGGAUGCCCAUGUCUGACCAAUACGUGAAGCUGGAGGAGGAGCGUCGACAGAAGGAGAAGGCAGAGAAGAAGAAGAAGGAGAAAAAGAAAAGGAAAGAGAAGCAUGGGAAAGGGAAGAGAGAUGACUCUGGCCCUGAGAGUGAGGAAGAUAUCAGACCUGCUCACCAGGUCGACAUCGUCACAGAGGAGAUGCCAGAGAAUGCCUUACCAAGUGAUGAUGAUGACAAAGACCCCAAUGAUCCACACAAAGCCCUGGACAUCGAUUUAGACAAGCCCCUGGCAGACAGUGAGAAGUUGCCAGUGAGGACACACCGUCCCGAGGUUCUUAAGAGCCCUGGGGCAGAUGAUAAUGGCGAAAAUGUCCAACAGGAGCCUAAGAAGAGGAGCAGCAAGGAGAAGAAAGAGAAAAAGAAGGACAAGGAUAAGGACAGGAAGAAGAGCAAAGAAGAAGAGAAAAAGAAAAAGAAGAAGAAACACAAAAAUGAUGUGGAGGAAGAGCCAGUGGAGCCUCACUCAAAUCCAGUGCAAUCAGAAGACACCAGUGCUGUGGCAGCCCCACCUACUUCCACGUCUGCCGAGGCCUCCGAUUUGGAUUUCUGGCUCUCUAGUGCUCCUGUUCCCCCACCUACCAAGGAGGUAGCAGUUUCACCCUCGACCCCAGCACCUGAGACGAGCGUAGCUGCAGCUCCAGAUUCCGAAUCAGACGAGCCCAAAGAUGAAGAAACCGAAGAGACGAAAUCAUCUAAGCAUAAGAAGAAAAAGCAAAAAAAGGAAAAGGAUGAAAAGGAGAAAAAGAAGAAAAAGCGCCAUCACCAUCACCACCACCACAGUGAGGGAGACGGGAGGGAUUCGGUACAGAAUGGCACCAUGGAGGAGGAGGAGGAGCCUCUGCCGCCCAUGUCAAACUACUGUCUCCUGGCUGAAAACACGUACAUUAAAAUGGUGUAUGAUAUUCAGGGAAAUUUGCAGGAUGGCAGUCAGGUUGUGGUGUCUGUCAUCUUUGAAAACAAAUGCAACAGUUUCCUGAAGUCCAUGGAGUUCAAUGUGCUAGACUCCCUCAACUCUAAACUGCAGCGGCCAGAUGGAGCUGGACCCCACGAUGGGCUUGUCGUGCCCUUUCAACUGCCACCAGGAGUAUCAAAUGAGGCCCGCUUCGUGUUCUCAGUGAAGAGCAUUGUCAUGCCACAGAAACUGAAAGGAACCCUCACCUUCAUAGUAAAGUCGGAAGAUUCCGCAACUCAUGAGAAACUGGACUUCAAACUGCACUUUACCUGCACAUCAUACCUAAUCACAACUCCAUGCUACAGUGAUGCGUACGCUAAGCUGCUGGAGUCCGGAGACCUAAAGAGCAGCUCUCUGAAGCUGGAGGAAGUAAACAUGCCUUUUCACCACCUGUUGGCUAGAAUCUGCUUCCAUCACCAUUUCUCUGUUGUGGAGAGGAUCGACUCCUGUGCCUCCAUGUAUAGCAGGUCAAUCCAGGGUCACCAUGUAUGUCUGUUGGUUAAAACUGCUGAUCAGACAGUCUCCAUUGACGCUAAAUGUGAUGAGCCCUCAUUGCUGGGGAACGUGCUGGAAGAGAUAAAGCAGACCUUCUCGCAAUGCUGAUUUUGUCUAAGAGACCAAUGGUGCCCUUGCCCACCCACUCCUGUACCCUCUUGCUGAAUCUGACACUCUGAAUCGUAUUAAAAAUACUGAGGCUGGUUUCCCCUCAUCUCUACCUACCUUAUAUUUAUUGGAACUCUUGAUUCGCUUUAUUUUUCUCUUUUAUUUCUGUCUUUUCUAAUCUUCUCGUGUGUCAGUCUGGUGUUUGACCUCGCCCACCCCAUCCUGCUUUCCCAUUGUCUUAAUAGUCUGACUCUUAGUUUAUUAACUGGAUUUAUUUGUUCUUUAAGUUUUUUUGUAUAGUCUUUCAUUUCAGUCGCUACAUCUUUGUUUAAUCUUCGACUUAAACUUGAGUUUCUGUCCUUCAGCCUGUGUGUUUGUGCACAUGUGCGUGUCUGUGAGUCUAUUUGUCUUUCACUCUGUUGAAUGCCAUUUUCAGGGAGCAUUCAAAACUUUUUUUUUUUUGCCUCUAAGUUUUAUGCCUGAAGCAAUGCCCACAUUUUUCCAAUCUACCAAUCUAAAUUUUAGUUAAUCACUCUCCUGCCCAAGUACCUGUAAUAUACACGCCCUGGAAACAUGGUUCCAAAUGUCACCUAAUGCACUUUUUGAUUUGAAAGUCUGGUUAGUUCUGGGACCAUUCAGUUCACUCAGACUUGUUACCAAUAAACUUUUUUUUUCUUCUUUUAAAAUAGAAUGGCUUUUACAGAUUCGUCUGUGUUUACACUGACAGAAUAAAUCAAAUACAACACUUACUCUUAUGGUAGUAAGAGUUUUCCACAUUAUUGUAAAAUGCACAGCUUUACAAGUUUACUAUACACUAAAAGAUGCUGUGGAGGUUUGCAAAUAAUGAACAGUGUAACUAACACAUGGGAGAAUUACUUACUGAGGGCAUUACUGCUGGUCGCUUAACAUCGUAACAGGAAACCGGAUAAAUGUCCAUCAGAAGGUUCCAAAUACAUGAUGAAGGAUUUCAAACCCAAACAACCCAGUGCUUGAACCAAAAGUAUCAGAUGAAAUCAUUUCAGUCAGUAUUGUGCAUAGCGGUAACCUGUCUCUCUCUAUCUCUCUUUCUCUCUCGCUCACUCUUUCUUGUUUUUGAGAUAUGCCCUUAGUUUCAGUUAUUUCUGCAUCACUGUUUACUUACUGAAAAUCGAACGAAGUUCAGAAUCAUGCCUGUUUCAGUUUUUCACUUGCCCAUUGCGCUGAAUUGCAUUUUUUUCACACAAAUUUCCCUAUUAUAAACCUUUUCCCACUCCAGUGUACGGAUUAAUCAAAGAACUUGCACAAAUGUAUUUCCUGGUUCUGGUGACCUGCUCUAGCACUCUGUAGCACACUGAUUUAACAUCCAGCUGAAACCAGAUACUUUGUCUUCUGAAAGCCCUCAAACUAAGAACUAUUGCACAGCUCUGUUCGACUGACGAAUGCUAUUCAGCAUUUAAAUAGCUAGACAAAAAUCUUAGUUAAGGGCAACUGUUGGCCGAUAAGAUCCAGCUUGUGUUCAUGUAAAUGACCAGCCAAUAAGGCAUGUCCCCCGUCCCAAAGUAUCUGUAUUUCCUUAAUCUUCAGCAUGUGAAUGCAACUUUUGGUGGAUAUGUCUGAGUGGAAAGUGUAAUCUAUAUGAACACAGGCUAAACCGUGGCAUACAGAGAAGCAUCUAUAAUUAUUUUUUUAAACGAAGACAAACUUUUUGUGCAAAGUUUAUUUCAAAUUAAUCUUGCAUGAGUAGAAAUUGUGAUUUUGUUCUUUUUGUCGGUGUCUAAGGAAAUGCAUCCAUAAACCAUCCCUAGCAUUCAUUCCUUUUUUUUUUUUUUUUUUUUUUGCUCUUCUUAGUUUUCUUUUAUAUAUAAAUAUAUACAGUAUAUUAAGUGUAAGUGGGCUUCAUCAUACCACACUUUGGAUUGUAUAAUGUAUUUUAUUUGUUAAGAGUACAUACAAUUUAGGGGAAAAAAAGGAAUGCUUUUAAAUUUUAAGUUUUGCAUUAAAUUAUCAUAUUAGAAGGUCAGGGUUUUGUUGAUGUUAAAGACUCAGAGAUAGGGUGUAACCAGCUCAUAAAAGCAGCCCAUGUACUGGAUACCAACCUGCUUCCCCCCCACUCCCAUCCCGACUCCCCAAACGCCAUCUUUCCUGAUCAACUGUAGCGCAAAUCUUGCUGGAUUUUGCUUGUAUCACUCAAUGUACUCUCAGUGCUCUUUCUGUGAAGGUACUGACUCCUUCCACUAUGUAUUUUCUGACUGUAUGAUGUAAUAUAAUGUUUCAAGAAUAAAUGAGAAUGACCAGUGAUUUGCUAUUUACAUUCCCUUUAAUUGAGAGGUUUACCCAGCAGAAUUAUCAUAGACGUAGGCUGCUGUAGUUUUCUUUUGUUGUGUGAAGGUGGUGUACCAAUAAAUUCCCCACUUCUGAACAA
Messenger RNA from Clarias gariepinus (North African catfish), 6379 nucleotides. It is a transcript of the gene ap3d1, whose product is annotated as adaptor related protein complex 3 subunit delta 1. The transcript is spliced from 33 exons. Gene Ontology annotation, biological process: protein targeting to vacuole; Golgi to vacuole transport; neurotransmitter receptor transport, postsynaptic endosome to lysosome. The coding region runs from base 226 to 3978 and encodes 1250 amino acids. Lineage: Eukaryota; Metazoa; Chordata; Actinopteri; Siluriformes; Clariidae. Gene Ontology annotation, cellular component: membrane coat; AP-3 adaptor complex; presynaptic endosome. The record is from RefSeq and is a predicted model, not a curated record.